Dentiscutata erythropus is the source of this 274-nucleotide messenger RNA. The record is from the annotation of a GenBank genome assembly. NCBI's taxonomy places the organism in Eukaryota, Fungi, Glomeromycota, Glomeromycetes, Diversisporales, Gigasporaceae.
AUGGCUAAGAGAUCUUCUCAAUAUGGACAAGUUUCUGAAAUAAUAACAAGAUAUUCGUUACAUAAACCUUGGUCAAAAAUUCUUCUAGUUUCUACUAAUUUUUUUAGAGCUGGAUCUUUUAUUCUUCAAAAUAUUAUUUUUGGUCUUAUAACCACCUCAUCCUCUUCUGAUACUAGUGGCUUAGAAGGUUCAGAUAACUCAGGUGGUAUUAGAUCUCCCCAGCUUGGUAAGAGAUUUCUGAACAAUCAUCCUAAUGCACCAGUGAUACUACCAA